Molecule: messenger RNA, 1356 nt
Organism: Exophiala oligosperma
Lineage: Eukaryota; Fungi; Ascomycota; Eurotiomycetes; Chaetothyriales; Herpotrichiellaceae
Exons: 1
Coding region: 85-945 (286 amino acids)
Cellular component (GO): mitochondrial large ribosomal subunit
Molecular function (GO): structural constituent of ribosome
Source: RefSeq, a predicted model, not a curated record
CGUACAACAACCACCACCACCACCACCGUCCUGCUCAGAGAUGCACUCUGUCCAGUAAUUGCAUUCCCAUCCAUCACAACCGCAAUGGCCGCUGCAAUAACCAAGCUGCCGCCUGUGCGGCGCAGUCCCACCACCCUCCAGUACCUCGAGUACAAGCACAAAGUAAAAUUAGACAAGCCCUAUUUCAAGCCCCGGUUUACGUUCAAGAUCGAGGAUAGAAAGCAUACACUAUUACGACCAGAAUUCCGAUUCACGGAUCCGUUGAUGCCGCCGUAUCCCUACGGCAAGAAUGCUGCGUUCAGAGAAGCAAAUUUUGGAUUGUACGGAGGAGCGACGUUACAGUCAGGAAACAAAAUCUCGAAAGGGCGGAACAAGGGCAAGACACUGCGCAAAUGGUUUCCCAAUGUCAGAAUUGAAACGUUCAGAAGCGAAGCACUGGACACAGAACUCAAAAUCCCGGUCACAGCCCGUGUGGUGCGAACGAUACGCAAAUGUGGUGGUAUUGAUGAGUAUGUGAUGGGCACAAAACCUGCGCGGAUAAAGGAACUGGGGAUGCUAGGCUGGAAGCUCAGAUGGCUCGUAAUGACCUCUCCCAAGAUGCUCGCGAGAUUCGACAAGGAGAGAGCCGAACUGGGCCUGCCCCAGGCGACUUCACUUAGGGCAGCUUUCGAGGAUGUAUGGAAUGACAAUGAGCAGAGAACGAAACUCCUCGAGCAACAAGAACUCGCCUGGUCAGACUUGCGCCAGGCUGCCAGCAGAUUUGAAGAGCAUGUACGGAAACAUUGGAUCGAAAAUGGCGAAGAGGUUGAUUACACAAUCCCGGAAAUGCACACACUACAGAGGAGGAGGCCUACUUCCUAUCCCCUGCCAGAAUACCUGGAAGGAAAUCUCACCAAGGACUUGAACAAAAUGACUUUGAAGGAGCCGACAGCGCAGACCAAUUGAAUUUGGGAGAUGAAGGGCCCCAAGAUUUCUGACCAUGAGCAGGCAACACCUGACGUUGUAUGAAGAAUUGGUCUGCACUGCUAUCAGUUCUUAUAAGUCUCUGCAUUGAGGCUGAUAUCACAGCAAGCUGGCCGUGACCAUCACCAAAUUCCAGUAACAACGAUGAACAGCCCCAGCGUUUAAUGGCUACUUUUGCCCGCUGACCGAAGAACCUGUUGGUAUAUCUGGUCGAAACCUGUCCACUCGAACAAUGGAAAUGCGGACUUUGAGAAAUGUAGAUUGUUAUUCAAGGCAGGAUAGGACGUGGUAUCAGUUCAUCCCACACUAUUUAUUGUACAAAAGAAAAUUGCAGAGUAUAUUUACGGCCGUCGAAGGCUAAUAUUCAUCCCUAUACCAAUUUCAACUCGUUCU